AAACGUUUCCGAGCUCUCGAGGUGGGAAAUCUCGUGGAAUCUGCUUGCGAAGGGGUAUCGUCUCGCGUUUCCUCCCCCGACCUGCUGCCUCGAGCGAGCGACCACAGACGAGGCGGGAGUCCUCGCCGGCGGCCCGAGCAGCCUACCGCUCGGGUUCUUGUUGGGGUGGACGAGUUGCCUCCAUCUUGGGAUCCGGUUGUCACGCCUAACUUCGGUCAGGCUACCAAUAUUGGGCCUUAGUGUGGUGACAAGUAGUGUGGUGAAUGAGCAGUGUGGUGACAGCACUUUAUAGACCAGGUCAGGCUACCAAUAUUGGGCCUUAGUGUGGUGACAAGUAGUGUGGUGAAUGAGCAGUGUGGUGACAGCACUUUAUAGACCAGAGUAGUGAAGAUGUGGCGGCGGCCGCAAGCUGUCCUGUUUCGCGUCUUGCCAGUGAACCUGUCACCAGCGGCAUGGGCCAGUGGUGGGGCGAGCUACCAUGGCUCCUCACCAGAAGGGGGGAAGGCAAAGGCGGCUCCUUUGCAGGCACGUGGGAUGGUGGACAGGUUCCGGCUACUUGCCAGGGGUGGCGAUGGUGGCAAUGGCUGCAUCAGCCAAAGGCGCUCCAGGUCUGACCGCCAAGGGAGGCCCGAUGGUGGCGAUGGAGGAACAGGUGGUAAUGUCAUUCUUGAGUGCUCAAGAUCUGUCUGGGAUUUCAGUAACUUGCAACAUCACACGAAAGCAGUCCGAGGAGGCAAUGGACUUUCUAAGAAACAGAUAGGGACAAGAGGUCCUGACAAGGUCGCACAAGUACCAGUUGGCACAGUGAUUCAUCUAGUCCGAGGGGAGCGACCGUCUUUCACUGUAAAUAAACCGACCAGAUCUCUAGAUCCCUGGGAUAUUCCAGAUGCUGUGGAUGCCUCUGCAGACAGUUCCAAUCAGAAGAACAAGGAUGACAUUGAUGGAAAUGAAGCUGAAAGAGAAAGUAGCAAUCAGUGGGAGAAGCAAACAUACCCUAGUACAUGCUCCAAGACUGGUUUUUCGAAAGCUGAAGAUAGUGAUGCAAGUAGCUUUCAACAUCAGGUCGAGUUGGAUGAAAAUGAUCAGUUUGAUGACGACGAUGAAGAAUUUUGGGAGGAUGAAGACGAGACAGAGGAAGAGGCUCUAGAUGCAGAUGAGGAGAAGGAAGAAGAUGACAUACAGUAUUCUGUUGCUGAAAUGACAAGACCUGGGCAACGGUUGAUCGUAGCACAUGGAGGGGAGGGUGGGCUAGGGAAUGCUUCUAUCGGCAGGGACGUCCGUCUAUCCAAAGGAAAUAGACAAGAGGAGGUAGCCUGUUUAAGUACUGGACAGCCAGGAACAGAGUCUUUUCUUGUCUUAGAACUGAAGAGCAUUGCUGAUGUUGGCCUCGUUGGUUUGCCUAAUGCUGGAAAGAGCACACUUCUGAGUGCUCUCUCUAGGGCUCGCCCGGAGAUCGCUGACUAUGCAUUCACCACACUAAGGCCCAAUAUUGGUAGCCUAACCUACGACGACUACUUGUCAGUGAAAGUUGCUGACAUACCUGGUCUUAUCAAAGGUGCACAUGAGAACCGUGGCCUGGGCCAUGCCUUCUUGAGGCACAUUGAGCGCACCAAAGUUCUGUCCUAUGUGCUUGACCUGGCAGCAACACUCAACGGUAGGAAGGGUAUCCCACCAUGGGAGCAGCUACGCGAUCUGGUUGUGGAGCUAGAACAUUACCAAGAAGGCAUGACAAAGCGUCCAUCGUUGAUUGUCGCAAACAAAAUAGAUGAAGAGGGAGCUGACGUGAUGUAUGAAGAACUGAAGUUGAGAGUGCAAGGUGUUCCGAUAUUUCCAGUGUGUGCCAUCUUGCAAGAGGGAGUACCUGAUCUGAGAGUUGGCCUGAGAGACCUUAUGGAUGCCUUGGAUCCGCAAGGCGUCGAUCUGAGCAAAGUUAUUGUAGACUAAAAGGCUGUGCCCCUCCUUGGAGAAAAAUUGCUCUAAUUUUCUGUGUUGCAGAAUAGACCAUCCAGCGUUUUAGGAAAUUCAGUAUCAUAAUAACUAAGGGUAACCAGUAUGUAUGCUUUGGUCUUUCAUAGGAACAGCAAAUGCGUACUACCAGAAAGGUUCAUUCAAGUGCUAUUCCUAGUGUCUGAAACAUUAAUAUGCCUUUUUCUGGAAAUAAAGAUAAUUUGAUUUGCAUUUA
This is a messenger RNA of Hordeum vulgare subsp. vulgare (domesticated barley), 2182 nucleotides long. RefSeq names its product probable GTP-binding protein OBGM, mitochondrial. Gene Ontology annotation, molecular function: GTP binding; GTPase activity. Lineage: Eukaryota; Viridiplantae; Streptophyta; Magnoliopsida; Poales; Poaceae. The transcript has 9 exons. The coding region runs from base 391 to 1944 and encodes 517 amino acids. The record is from RefSeq and is a predicted model, not a curated record. Gene Ontology annotation, cellular component: mitochondrion.